Molecule: messenger RNA, 564 nt
Organism: Sorghum bicolor (sorghum)
Lineage: Eukaryota; Viridiplantae; Streptophyta; Magnoliopsida; Poales; Poaceae
Product: proteoglycan 4-like
Exons: 3
Coding region: 1-564 (187 amino acids)
Source: RefSeq, a predicted model, not a curated record
AUGGAGGAUCCCGCAGGGGAGGAUCUGCCGGUGGAGGACGCUGCUCGGUGUGAUCGGUACACCAGCAGUGAAGAGGAGCAAGCUCGUUCAGUCCCGACCACCGAAGACAGGGUGACUGGGAAGAGGCCAUUGGCAGCAGAUCCCUCACCUACGCCGACGCUGCCGGCGGAAAGCAGCCAAGCGCCAAAGCACCGUCGACUCGUCCGGAUCGCCGACGACGACGAUGAGGAGGAGGAGGCCGCACCGACGCUAGUCCGGAGGCCUCGCGGUCAUUCAGAUAAUGCGCCGACCACCACUGAUCGGGUGGCCAGCGACCCUCCUGCACCACGCGUCGCAGAAACGGGAGCACCGGCGCCGACCGGCAGGGCCAGGAGAAGGUUCACCGCAACCCACCGUCGAUCAGACCUCGUGGCGUCGGACGUCAACCCCGACCAAGUCGCGGAGCAAAGGACGGCCGAGCCUGCUGCCGCCGUUGAGGACGCCGCGCCACAGGCCACGGAGCAGCCCGCGGCGGCGGCCGCUGCUACAGUUGAUUUCGAGUUCCCUGGUGUUGUCGGCCGUUGA